Messenger RNA from Tachysurus fulvidraco (yellow catfish), 3334 nucleotides. RefSeq names its product BRCA1 associated protein-1 (ubiquitin carboxy-terminal hydrolase) (gene bap1). Gene Ontology annotation, molecular function: cysteine-type deubiquitinase activity. NCBI's taxonomy places the organism in Eukaryota, Metazoa, Chordata, Actinopteri, Siluriformes, Bagridae. Bases 188 to 2467 code for a protein of 759 amino acids. The record is from RefSeq and is a predicted model, not a curated record. The transcript is spliced from 18 exons. Gene Ontology annotation, biological process: protein deubiquitination; ubiquitin-dependent protein catabolic process. Gene Ontology annotation, cellular component: cytoplasm.
AAAUGGUCGCAGAAUGAUGACGCAAUCGAUAACUGACGGGAUCUUUUUUCUAUUGUGUUUACUAGGAAUCUAAACCAGUCGGCAGAGUUAGGGAAGUUUUCUCAGCUUUCCUGCAGUAAAAACAGCAAAAUGGAGUUUUAUCGGAGUUUAAUGUAAAGCUGUCUGGAGUUUAUUAAAGAUAAUUAACAUGAAUAAAGGGUGGCUGGAGCUGGAGAGCGACCCCGGUCUCUUCACACUGCUGGUGGAGGAUUUUGGUGUGAAGGGUGUUCAGGUGGAGGAGAUCUACGACCUGCAGAGUAAAUGCCAGAGUCCUGUGUACGGCUUCAUCUUCCUGUUUAAAUGGAUCGAGGAGCGACGCUCCAGGAGGAAAGUGUCUACGCUGGUGGACGAGACUUCGGUUAUCGAUGACGACAUCGUCAACGACAUGUUUUUUGCUCACCAAUUGAUCCCAAACUCGUGUGCAACUCAUGCCUUACUGAGCGUGCUCCUGAACUGCAGUGGGGUGGAAUUGGGCAGCACACUAAGCCGCAUGAAGGCCUUCACCAAGGGGUUCAGUCCAGAGAGUAAAGGCUAUGCCAUCGGGAAUGCUCCAGAAUUAGCGAAGGCACACAACAGUCACGCCAGGCCCGAGCCACGACACCUGCCGGAGAAACAGAACGGGAUCAGCGCUGUGAGGACGAUGGAGGCUUUUCAUUUCGUCAGCUACGUCCCCAUUAAAGACCGACUGUUUGAGCUGGAUGGCCUCAAAGCUUACCCCAUAGACCACGGUCCAUGGGGAGAAGAGGAGGAGUGGACAGACAAAGCUCGGAGGGUCAUUAUGGAGAGAAUCGGUCUGGCGACUGCAGGUGAGCCGUACCACGACAUCCGCUUCAACCUGAUGGCUGUGGUUCCUGACCGCAGGGUGAAGUACGAAUCCAGGCUCGAGGUGCUCAAACACAACCGGCAGGUCGUACUGGAAGGACUGCAGCAGGCGAUCAAGGCGUCCCAGACAGACACGACUCAGGAACGCAAGCAGCAGGACUCCUCCUCAGAGGACACGCCCCCAGCUGUCAAAAAGGAGGAGGGGUCAGAGACACAGACAGCUCCAGCUCUGCCCACAGAUGUAGCGAGUGCUCCUGCAGUGUCCAGCUCCUCGGAGAAACCCAAAGCCACAGUCAAGCCCCAGACUUUGCCUCCAGGGGGCAACACCACCACCCCCAACACCAUUGUUCAGCGCCUGCCUGCCUUCCUGGACAACCACAAUUAUGCAAAGUCCCCCAUGCAGGAGGAGGAGGACCUGGCUGCAGGAGUGGCUCGUGCUCGUGUUCCUGGUCCUCCUCAGGCCUCAUACUCUGAUGAUGAGGAUGACUUUGACGAUGAAGAGGAGGACAGGUAUGGAGAGGGAGAGAGAGAGUCAGAGAGAGAGAGACAGAAAGAGAGAGAGAGCAAGAGAGAGUUCCGCAAAAAGGCCGGUGUCCGUGGACGGGGCGUGGCGCGGAGUUGCGGUGGGGGCGGAGUCUCAGGCGUGGAGGGUCAGCUGGCUUUGAGCAUGCUCGCCGACCGACUCAAAAAAGAGGCCCAGAGAAAGGACCCCAUGCCGACGACGCCCACACCUGGCUCCUCCGCCCUGAACGUACGCACAGAGGGCAGAACCGGGGGCAUCAGCAUCACUCCCGCAUGCCAGCCCUCGCCCACGCCCAGCAACGAGAGCACAGACACAGCCUCUGAGAUUGGCAGCGCCUUCAACUCGCCGCUGAGAUCUCCUGCACGCUCGCAGGCUGCCACUCGACCCUCCAGCCCCGUGGCCUGCCACCUGAGCCGCGUCCUGUUCGGAGACGAUGACGUCCUGCUGAGACUGGACACUCGACACAACCGCGCCGUCCGAGAGCUCGGAGCCCUGAUCAGCGCCACACAGCUCCAGCUCAGAGAGGAUGGAACCAUCUACACACUGCCAAGUACCGAGGCAGUGUGUGAUGUUGUGAAGAAGGCCGUUGUGGUGGACAGUCUGGAGGCGAGCGAGAGCACAGAGGGAGGAGGUACGGAUGGAGGGAAAGGAGCAGCAUCUCGGGAGCUGAAACAGGAAAAGGAGCUCACAGAGAUGAGCAAGGACAAGCCGAGCGCAGAGACGGCGAACUUCGCCGAGCCCGAGGCGCUACCCAAACCUCUCGGGGAGAAAUACACUCCUAAAGAGUUGUUGGCUCUGCUGAAGUGUGUGGAGGCUGAUAUCGCCAACUACGAGGUGUAUCUGAAGGAGGAGGUGGAGAAACGGAAGAAAUACAAGAUCGAUGACCAGAGGAGGACCCAUAACUAUGACGAGUUCAUCUGCACCUUUAUUUCCAUGCUGGCACAAGAAGGUAUGCUGGCGAGUCUGGUGGAGCAGAACAUUUCCGUGCGCAGGCGGCAGGGUGUGAGCAUCGGCCGCCUCCACAAACAACGCAAGCCGGACCGAAGAAAGCGAUCACGGCCGUACAAAGCCAAGCGGCAGUGAACGCAUCCUAGAACACCGGCACUGCUCAAUUCUCUGAGAAAAGGUGCUGAAAAGCUCUCUAACUUGUAAAGUCAAGACCUAGUGAACAAAUCAGUACAUCUAGGAGCUUCGAACGCAGCUUAGCUCAAACGCAUCUGUUUAACCCGGCUAGUCGUUUUACGUCAGAAGGCUAGCGCUAGUGAAUGUAUACAGAUUUGUCAGAUAGUGAAAUAUACUACAACUACUGCUCAAGAUGAGUAUUAACGAGCAUCCUGUGACGUAGUGUGUGUGUGUGUGUGUGUGUGUGUGUGUGUGUGUGUGUGUGUGUGUGUGUGUGUGAGCGAACAAGCCGAGAUGUGGUGAACAUACACACUUCUACAUAUACAGGCGAGUGCUAGUGAACAUACUUGAAUUUAUUCCCGGUCCUCUUGUGAACACAUUUGUACAUCUCUAGCUGUUGUAAGUGAACACACCCCCACAUUUACACAAGCCAAGAUGAGGUGAACACACACACUUCACUUAUCAAGACUAGUGCUUGUGGACUGAUGUGGAUUAUGAAGCUCACGUGAACACACCCUGGUUUAUAAUGUUUAACACCUCUAAGCAGCCCAAAGUGCUCUAGUGCUAGUGAACGCACCUCGGGCGGCCGACAGAACCUGUUCAUCACUGACUAAAGAGCACGCGCAGAAAAAUCCAAACGGUCGUCCUGGAGGUUACGGACCGCUCGGAUGUCCUGGAUGUUUCUUAUGUAAUUGCUGGACCAAUCAGAGCUGUGAACACGAGGAGUUGUUUUUUUUUUUUUUGAAGACCUUUGUGCCGGUCACACAUUGAAUAAUCAGUGUUAUGGUGAAAAAAAUGCUUCAGAUUUUGACUAAAUUUUCAAAACUA